GAGCUUCCAGCAGCCGGUCCAGGCCUGUGCAUUCAUGAGUGAGAAACGCCAGCAGGCGCUGAGCAUCCUGACCACUCUGAGAGCGGGGGCCUGGUCAGGCACAGGGUGAUGGCGGCGGUCCUGGGUCCCUGGAACGGCACGGUCAAUGACACCUGGGAUGGGGAUGAUCUGGGCUACAAAUGCCGCUUCGACGAGCAGUUCAAGUACGUGCUGCUCCCGGUGUCCUACGGCGUGGUGUGCGUGCUCGGCCUGUGCCUGAACGUGGUGGCCCUCUACGUCUUCCUGUGUCGCCUCAAGACCUGGAACGCCUCCACCACCUACAUGUUCCACCUGGCCGUGUCCGACUCUCUGUACGCCGCCUCCCUGCCGCUGCUGGUCUACUACUACGCCCAGGGUGACCACUGGCCCUUCAGCGCCGUCCUCUGCAAGCUGGUUCGCUUCCUGUUCUACACCAACCUCUACUGCAGCAUCCUCUUCCUCACCUGCAUCAGCGUCCACCGGUGUCUGGGCGUCCUGCGGCCCCUGCACUCCCUGCGCUGGGGCCGCGCCCACUAUGCCCGCCGGGUGGCCGCCGUCGUGUGGGCGCUGGUGCUGGCCUGCCAGGCGCCCGUGCUCUACUUUGUCACCACCAGCGUCCGGGGAUCCCGGAUCACCUGCCACGACACCUCGGCGCCCGAGCUCUUCGGCCACUUCGUGGCCUACAGCUCCGUCAUGCUGGGCUUGCUCUUCGCCGUGCCCUUCGCGGUCAUCCUGGUGUGCUACGUGCUCAUGGCGCGCAGGUUGCUCAAGCCCGCCUAUGGCACCGCCGGAGGCCUGCCCCGGGCCAAGCGCAAGUCGGUGCGCACCAUCGCCCUGGUGCUGGCUGUCUUCGCCCUGUGCUUCCUGCCUUUCCACGUCACCCGGACCCUCUACUACUCCUUCCGCUCGCUCGAUCUCAGCUGUCACACCCUCAACGCCGUCAACAUGGCCUACAAGAUCACCCGGCCGCUGGCCAGCGCCAACAGUUGCCUCGAUCCCGUGCUCUACUUCCUGGCCGGCCAGAGACUCGUCCGCUUUGCCCGGGAUGCCACCCCCAGCCCCCAGGCUCGCCCCAGGCUGGGUCUGCACAGGCCUGGCAGAACUGACACCAAGAGAAACAAUGCGUCCGUGGGCAGCGAGGACUCGAGGCGGACAGAGCUCACGCCAAGCGGCGUGAAUGAAACCAAAGACAUUCACCUGUAGCGUGGGAGCCCUCCAGGCCUUCAGGAGCGAGUUCGUGUCCCCGAGCUGCAGGGGAUUGGGGCUGGUUCAAGAAUGGUUCCAGCUAGGGACCAUCAGCUGCUCUGUUCUUUGGCAGGGGUUCAGGAUAGUCUUGGAAUGGUCUAGAGAGUCGCGGGGCCCCCACAGUCCCCAGCUGUCAUUUGUAGGUGUGAGUUGGGGGAUUGGGUUCUGAGAAAGGCAAGCCUUGAGGGUCGGUGCCACCUGACUCCCAUGAAGACAGUUCCUGCCAAGGUACCUAGGCUGGAGUCCAGCUUCUCAAGUCCAGUGGAGAAACAGGCCCGGAGAGGAAGGUGACUCACACCGCGGAGUCUGGCUUAAGUCGCUGGAGCGGGGGUGGGGCCCCAGGUUGACCAAGGACCCUGAGAAAUAGUCAGGACUGAGUGCCUGUAGGGGUCUGGGAUGGGACUGGAUACCACGGUAGAAUCGGAUCAGAGGAGGGUCCCCCAGGCCAAGACAUGAAUGUCUGGGGUCAUGUCAGACCCAUCUGCAGGCUCUUCUCAGCUGGGAGCCGGUUUGAAGCUGUGACUUACACUAAAGGCCGUGUGGCCUGUUGGGCUGGGCUCUGCUACUGGUGGGAAGAUGGGACAGAGCCUGGGAAGUUUCCAACGUCCACAGUCAGGCUUCCCCAGCCUGUUCUCUCUUGCUACCUGCCUCUCCAUCACUGCUUCCAAGGGAGUCUCGUAUCAGGGAUCCUUAAAAUACCCCAGGUUACCCCACUUCUCAGCCAAGUUGGCUUUUGUGUCAGGUGAUGUGCUGAGCACAAAGACAGAUGGGGUCCCAGUCCUUUGGGGUUCCCCAGUUUGGGUUAUAAUAACAUCUCAUGCACUGGUAAAUGUGGAACCAUUUAACUGGAUCUCUGGUAGAGGGUGAGAGGCACCCUUUAUUUGUAGCACCGGCAGUUGCUGCGGUGCAAAGGGUCCUACCGUGGCCAGUUUCAGAUUAUCAAUGCGACGUCAA
Molecule: messenger RNA, 2217 nt
Organism: Jaculus jaculus (lesser Egyptian jerboa)
Lineage: Eukaryota; Metazoa; Chordata; Mammalia; Rodentia; Dipodidae
Gene: P2ry2
Product: purinergic receptor P2Y2
Exons: 2
Coding region: 109-1221 (370 amino acids)
Biological process (GO): positive regulation of mucus secretion; blood vessel diameter maintenance; phospholipase C-activating G protein-coupled receptor signaling pathway
Cellular component (GO): plasma membrane
Molecular function (GO): A1 adenosine receptor binding; G protein-coupled purinergic nucleotide receptor activity; G protein-coupled UTP receptor activity
Source: RefSeq, a predicted model, not a curated record